Messenger RNA from Prosopis cineraria, 1645 nucleotides. RefSeq lists its product as uncharacterized. Bases 155 to 1483 code for a protein of 442 amino acids. The transcript is spliced from 6 exons. The record is from RefSeq and is a predicted model, not a curated record. NCBI's taxonomy places the organism in Eukaryota, Viridiplantae, Streptophyta, Magnoliopsida, Fabales, Fabaceae.
UCGACACUGCGCCAUGCUCCCUUCCGCAGAAGAGCAGGGAGUAAACCAAGUAUAGUUUAGAGGAUGUUGAGACUGUCUCUUGAGCUCUCACUGAAGCAUUAAAAUUUCUGAAUCGGCAAGAAGAUUCGAACCAGUUUCGAAGAAUCGUUAGGUCAUGGAAACUUCAAAGAAAGAAAUAGUAAUCAAGAGGGCGGAUGAUCACUGGGCUUUCCUGGAACAUAUUGAGGCCCCAAUGUGGGCGGAUCUGACUUUAGAAGCAAAGUCUGGGGGUGAAGACAUAAAUGAUGACUGGUUCAGCGAAAGCCACCUGUUCCACCAGUGGUCUUCACAUCAGUUAAAAUCUAAAUUUUCUAAAUCUGGUGAGGAGAUAGUGGCAUCAGAACUUGACUCACAAGGACCACCUUCGCCAGAGCAUCCAUCUUCAGUCUCGAGAUCAAGAGGAAAACACUAUGGGAGCAUGAAGUGGGGGAUUAAUCUGGAUGUUUUGUUUGACAAGCAGCUUCCAGCUAUGGGUUUUAGCAGGAGAUGCUUCCAGAAAGUCUCUGGCUUUGGUCCGGAAGUGAAAUCCAAAGCCUAUGAGAUCAAGUCAAAAGGAACGUCAAGUGCAAAAUUGGGAUUGGUUUCUGAAUGCAAUGCAAGUAGGAAAACCUUAUCGAAUUGUACCAAGUCCAUGGCUACUCGUAGGAGCCUAGUGAAUAGGCCAGGUUCCAUGGAAAAUAAGACCGGUGGGAGUAAUUCAAGAAGUACAGUUACAUCUGAGUAUACUCAGCGACAGGAGAACUUGACGGAGGUAUCUAGUAAACCAUAUGGUCAGAAAAGCCAACUUUCUUUCAGGAAUAGUACUAGCGUUAGGAAAAGCUGUGCUGUGGAAAAAGCAUCAAGAGUGGAUAUUAAUGGUGAUAGCAAGAAAUCAAGGGCACGUAAAUCAUCUCAUGGAAAGUCUAGUGUUGGCUCAUGUUCAAACACUGUUCCAGAUGGGAAAGAGGUGGCCUUUCUGAAUCCUGAAUCUAGGAGCAGAUACAAGCUUCCCAACAUAUCCAGGAAAUCUACUGUUCAUAUUGAGGAACCGAAACUGCUUGACAGAUUGGGAACUGCAGUUGAAUUUGCGAAGCCAAGUUGCCAUAAAGCUACAAAAUCAUUGUUCCACCGUCAGAUUGUACGUUCAAGGGCUCGAUUAGCUGCCAAUAAACAAAAUUCUUCUGCUAGUGCUACAAUGGAGCAAGUGGAAAAUGGCAAGCUUAAUGGUUUAGCUGGCGAGAGAAAUGAGAACACCGCAAGUUCUGCAAGUUAUGUAGCAGUACAUCGAAAAAGCAGUACAAGAGAUGUGCCUGCUGGGGGGCCGCCCACAGACCAGAGAAUCACAGAACGCAACAUUCUGCAGAAGAGUACCAGAGCAGGAUUAGCUGCUUUGCAAAUGCAGGGAAAGGCUGCGCAUGAUGCUAAAAAUGCUACCCAUCUGUCCAGAAGGAUCUACUUUAGAUAAGGUUAGAGCUACAUACUAUGACCCUGCGUAUGGUGCAAUAUGAGUACGUCUCCACAAUUCUUUUUUUUUUUUUUGGUCGCUCCACCGUAUUGAACGUGCACGUUUGUAAAUGGACACUUUUCUUGGGUUGCUUUUCAAGCCCAUUUUACAAACCCUUCACAA